AUGUGGGGCACGUGCCUGGGCUUCCAGCUGAUGAGCUUCCUGGCGACCGGCCCGUCGCUCAAGGCCCUCAACAUCCGCGUGCGAUGCAACAGCGACAACCAGAUCAUCCCCCUCGAGUUCACGAACGACGUUCGCUCCAGUCGCCUGUUCAGAAAUGCUCCGGAAGAGAUCAUGACCAUCCUUAGGGAAAAGAAUGUCACUGCCCACUACCACAACUACUGCGUCACUGAAGAG
Messenger RNA from Gryllus bimaculatus (two-spotted cricket), 234 nucleotides. Lineage: Eukaryota; Metazoa; Arthropoda; Insecta; Orthoptera; Gryllidae. The record is from the annotation of a GenBank genome assembly.